Molecule: messenger RNA, 5738 nt
Organism: Tyto alba (common barn owl)
Lineage: Eukaryota; Metazoa; Chordata; Aves; Strigiformes; Tytonidae
Gene: DIXDC1
Product: DIX domain containing 1
Exons: 16
Coding region: 1267-2685 (472 amino acids)
Biological process (GO): canonical Wnt signaling pathway
Cellular component (GO): cytosol
Molecular function (GO): protein binding
Source: RefSeq, a predicted model, not a curated record
AAAAUUUCUCUGCACAUCCUAAAUCACUUUGUGUUGUUGUUUUUGUUUUUCCCUGUAAUGUCAUGAGUUGUCUUACCAUUUGGUAAUGGUGGUAUUCUUGCUAAUAGGACAUAAUAUGGUAAGAAUCUUUACAGAAGUGAUCAGUGAUCUACCCAAAGAAAUUGGGAGCAAUCUGACCUCUAGCUCCUGGUGAUGUCUUCUGCUGACACAAGGCUUCAUGAUGAAAAUAAGAUGCUUGUUUCUCUUUCCUUCCGGAGAGAAAUGUACUAGCUUCAUUAUGAGAACUGGCUGGAAGAAACGAGCCACUUUUUUUAUCAGAGAGAGAUAUGGUUAUUAACUACAGCCACCCCCCCUCCAUCUAAUUGUGCUGCUGUUGUGUCUGUCCCAAGGCAGCAUCCCCUGCCUAGCAUCAGCUCAUUUCUGCAUUAACUCUUCAGUAAGAGUGCUCGCAGCCUGAAUAACAGAAUUCCCAGAGACAAAAGCUCUAAUAAGCAAAGGCAAUUGAAAUGAUUCAUAGAAAAUUUGCCAAAAUCAGAUGGAUUCCCAUGCCACUGAGCCCCUCACCCAUCCAUCUCCCUUUCCCCUCCCCUUUCACCAGCCUUCCCUCCCCCACUCUGAGCCAGGCAUCUCAGAGAAAAGGCUCUGCCUCGCACAGCCUGUGUGACAGCAGGAGGGAGAGGGAGCUGGAGAUAGCAAGGAAGAGGAAGCUGUGCAUAGGGCUGGGAAGUGCUGCAUGCCGUCUUCCGAGACCGCAUCCAAGCCUGAAAAAGCAGAGAACCUACUGCUUGCAGGAACACCUUCUCAUGGCUGUUUGUUGGCAUCUGCAGCAGGUGCUUGGAGUCUAAAGAGGGCAGAGUGGGAUGAGAAACACCCCUGGCAAUCCGGAUCGCAGUCCUUUUGAUGAAAACUGGGUGUGCAGCUGACCAGAAUGCAGCAGCAAGAGACAAAUAACCCAGGAGGAAAACCAGAAAGGCAAAACCCAUGCUGCAGAAUUCCCUGACUCUGGAAUCAAAUACACGUGUGGGGGCUGUUGAUCUGCCAUCCGACGGUCUCUUGCAAAGACCCUGAGGGUUUUUUUUUUCUGCUGUGAAUCUUUCAGCUAAUGCAAAACGGUCUGGCUUGCAAGUAUUUCUCCAGUAGUUUGACAGGAGCUGGCGUCUUCUGCACUGAAUUCUGAGCAUGUGAAGGGACAAGGCAUGUCUGUAGCCAGAAUCCUGAGGCUUCCUGGGAAAAGGAUUCUGUGAGGCGAAAGGUUAAAGUGGGAUCAUGGGAGGGAAGCAGGUCAAAUGUCUUACAUCUGCCAGUCCUAUUCAUAGCGCGAAGAGCGAAUCCACUGUAGCCCCAUCAGAGGAGAAGGAAAGACUUGUGAUCAUCCACACUGAAGAACCAGAAACUAAAACAGAAGAGACAGAAUCUCAUUUCCAGCCUGAGUGGCAAGCAGGGAACCCUGGGUCAUAUGUGGAGAAUUCAUGGGAGGAGCAGCUUUUGGAACAACAGGACUAUUUGGAAAAGGAAAUGGAGGAAGCGAAGAAGAUGAUUUCAGGUUUGCAGGCUUUGUUGCUUAAUGGGUCUUUACCUGAGGAUGAGCAGGAAGGGUCCUUUGAACUUUGUGAACGUGGAGCCUGCCCUGAAGAGCAGCUGAUCAUAAUCCGAAGUCGCCUGGACCAGAGCAUGGAAGAAAAUCAAGACCUAAAGAAGGAGCUAUUGAAAUACAAACAAGAAGCUCGAAACCUACAGGGAAUAAAGGAUGCUUUACAGCAAAGGCUGAUUCAACAGGAUGCUUCAGUUCUUCAGCUAAAGCAGGAACUGCUGAGAGCAAACAUGGACAAGGAGGAAUUGCACAACCAGAAUGUUGACCUUCAGAGGAAGGUUGAAGAGAGAAGCCGGCUACUGGCUGAAUACAAAAAGGAACUGUGCCAGAAGGAUCGGCAUUUACAGCAGCAUCAGACCAAACUGGAUGAAAUGCUUAGGCAGCUUUCUGAGGCCAGCUACCAACAGGUGGAUUUGGAGCGGGAGCUGGAGCACAAAGAGGCCCUGCUAGCUCACUGCAUGAAGAAGGAAGCUGAAGAGGUGAUGGCUUACGGCAGUCACAGUGCUCAGAGCAAUGGCUUCCUCCAGACAGCAGGAAAAGGAGCUGCUCCCACAGCACACCGAGGGACAAACGACUUGCAGCUGGUUCGUGAGGCCCUUCGCAGCCUCAGGAACAGUUUCAGUGGCCAUGAUCCACAGCACCACACCAUUGACAGCCUGGAGCAGGGCAUCUCCAGCCUGAUGGAACGGCUGUACCGCAUGGAAACACAGAAGAGGCAAGAGAGAAGGAUCCGGGGGAAAUCACCAGCAAGCAGAGCAACAAAUGAGUGUAGAGACUCCUGGCCUCCCAAAUCCAAACUGCCUCAUUCUCACAGCACACCCAUGAUGAGCACCAGUGCCUGCACUAAAGUGUUGUACUUCACUGACCGCUCCCUCACACCUUUCAUGGUCAACAUACCAAAGAGGUUAGGGGAAGUAACUCUGAAGGAUUUUAAGGUAGCUAUUGAUCGUGAAGGAACCCACCGGUACCACUUCAAAGCCCUGGAUCCAGAGUUCGGUACAGUCAAGGAGGAGGUAUUCCAUGAUGAUGACAUCAUUCCUGGCUGGGAGGGAAAAAUUGUGGCCUGGGUGGAAGAAGACCAUGGAGAGAAUUAAUCAAGCUUUUAAGUCUUGUCACUAUGGAAACCUGUAACUGGCUGCUGAGCUCAAAGAAUGACCAAAAAGCCUGUGUGCUGGAAGGAGUCCAAUCCAAACUGCCAAAAAAGAGGGCUUCUCUGCAAACAACGGGUAAUGCAUGUUGUGUGCAUGGAUGCCUGGCAUCUGACUUUCCAUGCCCAAAUGAAGACAGUGUUCUGAGACUGAAAUGACAGGUCUGUGGGAAAGAAACACCUUGCUUUGUCCUGUGAACUAAACCCUGAAGGCCUUAAUGAUGCAUUGCUCCCUUCCCCUGCUUCUCCAUUCCUGCAAUAUGUGCUGAAGACUGUGAACUGGGCAUUUCAAGUCUGAUUUCUUGUACAUGGUAUUACAUCAAUCUGCACUGAUAGCAAAAAUGUGAAGCUUUGCCUUCAUGAGUCAAAAGAAGCCACUAGGUUAUGUGAGCUGAAAGUUUGAGCAGCGUUGGUCCUGGACUUGCAUGUGCUGCAGGAGCAGAGUGAACUUUCUGGACAUUCCAGACUGACAAUAUAGAAAUCCAACGGGGGGGAGGAAGACAGUCUUCUAGAGGUUUUACACGUUGUCUAAAGCAAAGAUCACCAGCUUGGCAAAGCUUCCUUUCUCCCAAGCUCAGGCUUUCAUUUCUGAGCGCUGCUUUUCCCAGUUGCUUUCUAAAGCUGUACUCACUUCUGAGGCCCUCUGGGUUUGCUUUGUUGCCAUAGGGACUGUGGGGAUCUUGGUGCUUGCUUAUUUGCUGAAGGAUUUCAUUUGCGAGGGAGCUAGAAUCAGCUACUUUACCUGACCUCCUGUCCUCUCCUCUUUCAGCAAGGCAGAUGGUUUCUCACCUCCUGUGCACAGGCAUCACUGUGCUGCAGUCCACUCAAUUGCCAGGGCCACCAAACACUUAUCCACACCAGUAGGAUAAACCCCAUCAGUUACACCACCAGUUCCCUGGUAUGCCCGUUCCUGGGAUGCCUGAAGGAUCAGGAAAUAAAUGACUGCUUGGGAAAGAACAAGCCCUAACGGUGGCUUUUUCUUUUUGGUUUUGGGGGGUUGAUUUGUUUCUGCAUUGCCUGUCUCUGCCCUUCUGCUGCCAGUGAGCUGUACUUAAGAGUGCUGGCUGCAGUAUGCAGCAGACACUGUUGACUUAGAAGGUCAAAUGGCAAGUCAAGGCUCUGUUCGUUCUCAGUACCUGUGGCCCUUCCAUGGACUACCUGUGUGUCUGUGCUGUGCAUGAGGCUGGGAAGGUGAACCUGGUUUUACUGUUUUAUAUUGACAUGUCCUUUUGUAAACAUGUUCCUGUUCUUGGAAUUAUUUUGUACCAGUUUACAUUUGUCUGAGGACUGUGGAUAUUUUUAUACUAGUACAAGUGCUUUCUGUAUAUUUCUGCACGCAUUAUACUGUGUUUUACUCAUUUUCUAGUGGAUGCUGAAGAUGUUUUGUAUCGUCUCCUGUUAACACAACACUGGGCUCAUAACUUUAUUUUACUAUGGAAAUCCAACUAAUUCCUACUGGGUUUUAUAUUUUUGCCAGCUUUAAUAGGCAGCAACAAUACUAUUUAUUUUCUCACUGCUUCACUGUCCAGGAAGUAGCUCAAGGCUUUUAUGUGUCUCUGUGCCACACUGGCACAACACAGCAUGCCUUCUGUUCUGGACAAUUUGUUAUAGUGACUUUCACCUCACAGAUAGCAGUAGCAAAGUUCAUCAGUGAACAAGUUCAUCAGUGAGCUGCAGGGUGGGGAAUACAUUUCUUUUGGAGAAGAAACAGAUAUUCUUCAUCCCUGAAAAUAGUUUCUCUGUUGCAUGAUCUCUAGCAGGCUGGUAAAGAGAGCAUGGGGUUGUUAUACUGAAAUCAAUUGUAUUUGAAUUGCAAAUUUUUCUCAAGUGUUUCUUUCUUCAGGUUUUACUCGUCAAUUUUAUUUCAGCAAGAGCCACACACCCAGGCUAGAAUUUUAUGGAGAAAAUUAAGACCAUUUUCAAGGUCUGUAGCUGCCAGUUCUAUAUCCCUCCCUGGUACUCAAAGAUGAGCAGUUUUGGUUUUGGAGCACUGAAAACACGAGGCUGUUAAUAUGAUCAGAGCUUCUAAAGGAUAAGUCUUCAAUCCAGCCUUGCCCAUAGCUAUCUAGUUUUCCCAUGAAGAAAAUAGUUGUUAGCUGAUCCAGGGGACCGCCUAUUCUUGUUCUUAGAUCAGUUCAGAUAAGUAACCAUCAUCGCAUUUCAUAUGCUAACUGCCACCAGAGAGCCAAGGACUGAACCUGAUAUGGAAACACAUGCUCUCCAGGGCAACCGUGGGCUGUAUUUCAGAAGGAGCGAGACUGGACAAAACUCUUGCUUUUGGGGGCUGGUAGUCAUGUACCUUUCCUCCAUGCUAACAUCCCAUGUAAGCUAGGACAAAAGAAGACAUCCCCUCAGCACUGAUAGCAAUGCUCUGUUCUUGGGUUCCUAGAUGCAGCUCCCCUCUGUGAUAGCGAAGGUAGAAUUGCUGGAGUUGCUGUCACUAAAGCUGAAGGGCUGCUGCUUUGAUAAGCUGUGAACUGCAAACAUGCAGAGUUUGGGUUCCGCUUUAUUUCUGGAUUGACACUGCAGCCUUCUUCAGACUUUUUACCUUUGUGUGACUGGCAGAAAGGGGUCUGGAAGGGUAAGGAAUAUUAAGCAUGGGGGUAAGAGAUAUCAGGUGGAAAAGCCAUUGGCCGGAUGUUUCCCUGAUAAAAGCAAAAGAUGUUGCUUUUAAAUCAGUUUGGCACUGCUAUAACCCUGACUUCAGUGGAUGUAUUCUGGGGAUAUGUUCUUAGUACCAUGCCCAGGACUUGCAUUUUUCACUGUUCUGGAUCUGUUUAUUUCUGUCCAACUUUCUCCAAAGUUACUUUCCUAUUCCUAUACCUGUAGCUUGUUUGUGUAACAUAAAUGCUCUGUUUAAAAUUAUAUUUUCAUAGAAACUCUGAUGUUUGCAUCUAGGAAAGUGUAACUUUAUCUAUACAUCUUAACCAGACCUACAUGACUGUAUACGCCUUGAAUUAGUGGACUGAGAAGUUGUCUCAAUAAAAUGGGGUUUGCAAA